Messenger RNA from Hevea brasiliensis (rubber tree), 1277 nucleotides. Its product is annotated as protein FATTY ACID EXPORT 2, chloroplastic. Bases 352 to 1122 code for a protein of 256 amino acids. The record is from RefSeq and is a predicted model, not a curated record. The transcript is spliced from 3 exons. NCBI's taxonomy places the organism in Eukaryota, Viridiplantae, Streptophyta, Magnoliopsida, Malpighiales, Euphorbiaceae. Gene Ontology annotation, cellular component: membrane.
AUCUCUUCCUCUCUGUUUGUGCCUUUGGGUUUAGCGUCUGCAAGUCAAUGGCUAGAAUUGAUUCCUUAGCCAAACAUUUCAAACAAUAAAUUAUUUUUAAAAUUCACUCAAUUCUCUAAAGACAAAAAAGCCGUUAAUCACGACUCUUUUCUCCUGUUUCCUUGCAGAGAUCUCGAUGUGCUCGCCAUCUUCCGCUUUUCCCGCUCCCUCCCCAAUUGGGCUUUUCUGAAACAGAUUCAACUGGGCCUACCGAGCCGGGCCGGGCCAUUGAUUUUCUCUACAGGUGCUGCUCGAGAGUGGGCAAAAGCCGAAAAGCGGAAGCAAAAUGGCCGAAACAAAGUCAUCAACAAAAUGGCGGAAUCGGUGAUAAGUGUAGCGUCUCAGUCUUCGCUUCUUCUUCUAGAGCCUUCCAAGUUUGGAUUUCCAAAUUACGCCAAUCCAUCGAAGUUCCUGCGCCUGCAGCAAUCUUCGACCGAGAAUGGAAACUACCGAUUCGUUGUUUCUUCUGGUAAGCAUUUGAAGCCGCUUGUCGCUGCUAGGGUUGUCUCUUCGGGUCUCGAAUCGUCUACGCUUGUCAACGAUAGGGUUGAAUUGUUAACCGAAGGCAUCGAGGUUGAACCGGAUUCCGGAGGCGGCGGUGACGGUUAUGGUGAUAUAGGAGGUCGCGGCGGUGGGGGUGGUGGUGGAGGCGGUGAUAAUAGCGGAGGACAAGGAGGUGCUGGUAGUGGUGGUGAUCAGAGUAACGAAGGUGAAGGGGAUUCAUUGGACGGUAGCAGCGGUGAGAAGAAGAAGAUGGCAUUGUCUAUGUCUCAGAAGCUGACUCUUGGUUAUGCUGCCCUUGUUGGAAUGGGUGGUCUUAUGGGCUAUUUGAAGAGUGGUAGCCAGAAAUCACUUUUGGCUGGAGGACUGUCUGCUUCAAUACUGUUUUAUGUUCACACACAGCUUCCUACAAAUCCUGUUUAUGCCUCGUCUGUAGGGCUUGGUGUGUCUACUAUACUCUUGGGGGUGAUGGGCUCUCGUUUCUUGAGGUCAAAGAAGAUAUUUCCUGCAGGUGUUGUGUCUCUUGUGUCGAUUGUAAUGACUGGUGGCUACAUUCAUGGAGUUCUGCGCAGUAUGCACUGAAAUAUGCUUAAUGUAACAGUGAGACAUAUGGUUAAUAAAUAGGCUUCAGUUGGCCGUCUUAUAUGGUAGUUGGUUUCAGUGUCUUUUUGUUUUCUUCCUGUAAUGGCACGUAAAAUUUGUGUAUUAUUAUGGAGCUUCAUGGUUGGAACUUUGUA